UAGUUUUGUUUAUGCAUUUGAUGGCAAACUUCCCAUUGAUCCGCCACUGGUGAGUGCGUUACUGCAACCACAGUCAUUGUACUGCAACAGUGUUGUCACGGUUUCUAACCCUUUUGUUUUCUUAGGUUAGGACUGUCCGAAUUACACAAUUUGUAAACAAUUAAGGACUUAAUACAAAUGAAUCCCGAAGAAGUAGAAUUUCUCGGAGAAAAGCAACUAAUUAGCAUAAUCCCAACCUUUAAUAGUAGCACGAUACAUUUAGUGUCUGGAGACAUCGGACCCUUUCGUGCAAGUCUUCCAGUUAAUGUCCCUUUAUGGGUAGCAGUCAAUUUGAAGCAGCAACGUAAAUGCAAAAUUCAGCCGCCAGACUGGAUGGAUGUCGAGCAAUUAGAAUUGUUAAAAGAAGCCGAAAAGGCUUCCAGAAACUUUGUCAAAAUGCCGAGUGAACACUACAUGAUUGAGGGUAAAUUGUUGCUCAGCAUAGCCACGGAUGAUAUCGCACGUGCUGAUGAAGUUCGAACAAUAAUAAAAGAUAUUUGGGAUAUACGCAUGGCUAAGCUAAGAUCGUCUGUUAACACAUUGAUAACUGGAAAAUCAUAUGGUAAUGUAGAUAAUCUAACGAUAAUGGAAAUUAAUAGUAUGCGUCCCCUUAUACCACAUGCAAUGGAUCAAAUACAUCGCAUGAAAAUGGAACGACCACGCUUUAGCACUCCAUCUCAAAGUACCUCAUUAGGUUUAUUAAACUCAUCAACUGUAAUUUCAACAUUUAAAUAAUAUUGUAAUUUAAAUAAUAAAUGUUCUAUUUAAUUUGA
Photinus pyralis (common eastern firefly) is the source of this 812-nucleotide messenger RNA. Its product is annotated as probable DNA replication complex GINS protein PSF2. Bases 178 to 774 code for a protein of 198 amino acids. The transcript has 3 exons. Gene Ontology annotation, biological process: double-strand break repair via break-induced replication; DNA replication. Gene Ontology annotation, cellular component: nucleus; GINS complex. Lineage: Eukaryota; Metazoa; Arthropoda; Insecta; Coleoptera; Lampyridae. The record is from RefSeq and is a predicted model, not a curated record.